Messenger RNA from Williopsis jadinii, 2526 nucleotides. It is a transcript of the gene HIS4, whose product is annotated as trifunctional histidinol dehydrogenase/phosphoribosyl-AMP cyclohydrolase/phosphoribosyl-ATP diphosphatase. The coding region runs from base 1 to 2526 and encodes 841 amino acids. The transcript has a single exon. NCBI's taxonomy places the organism in Eukaryota, Fungi, Ascomycota, Saccharomycetes, Phaffomycetales, Wickerhamomycetaceae. Gene Ontology annotation, cellular component: cytoplasm. Gene Ontology annotation, biological process: L-histidine biosynthetic process. Gene Ontology annotation, molecular function: phosphoribosyl-AMP cyclohydrolase activity; NAD binding; metal ion binding. The record is from RefSeq and is a predicted model, not a curated record.
AUGCCAUUUCCAGUGCUUCCAUCUUUCAGAUCCAGUGCUCCUGAAGAGCAAAUCAAGGCCCUUUCCGUUGUUGGAAGUGCCUUGUUCGAAGUGUCCAGUGUUGAUGACUACAAGAAGAUCUCUGUUCAGACUGGUGUUACCUUGGUCCAAUUGACCUCCUUUGACGUUCAAACUGUCAUUGAUCUGCUUAACAGUGGUGUUGCUGAGAUCUUUGCCACUGAGGAGCAGUACAAGGAAUUGGUUGAUGCUGGCGUUCCUUCUUCAAGAAUCGCUGUUCAGUUGUCCAAGAUUGAGAACAGCUCCGAGUAUCCAGCUGGUUCGUAUGUCCUCUCCUCGUCAUUGCCAUUAGGUGAUUUGAAAUCCUUUGGUGAUAACGGUUCUAAGACCGUGUAUGUUAGCGUUGAAGGUGAUGUCUCCCCUGUUGUUGUGAACUCACUCGUCUCUGCGCAGCUCAUCCCAAUCAUCGAAUCUGAUAAGCUUACUGUUUCUAAAGAGAGUGGUAAAGUCAAUGUUGCUGAUUUGUUUAUCAGUUCAUUGACGACUGACAGAGCUGAUGGGUUGUACACAACUCUGGUGACUGAUGUUUAUAACCACUCUUUAGGUCUAGUGUACUCUUCAAAGGAAUCCAUUGCAGAGGCCAUUAGAGUUAAAGCUGGUGUUUAUCAGUCUAGACGUCACGGUCUAUGGUACAAAGGUGCCACUUCUGGUGCUACACAAGAGUUGGUGUCCUUGGAUAAGGACUGUGAUGGUGACUGUAUCAAAUUUGUCGUCAAGCAAGCUGGCACUGGAUUCUGCCACUUGGAAACUGAUUCUUGUUUCGGUAACGUUGGUGGCCUGACAAGAUUGGAGAAGACCUUGCAACACAGAUUAGCCAAUGCACCAGAAGGCUCCUACACGAAGAGACUCUUUACUGAUGAAGCAUUGCUCGUUGCAAAGAUCAAGGAGGAAGCCGAGGAGUUGACCGAGGCUACUACAAAGGAUGAGAUCGCUUGGGAGUGUGCUGAUCUCUUCUACUUUGCCUUGACAAGAUGUGUCAAGAACGGUGUUUCCAUCGCCGAUAUUGAGAAGAACUUGGACUUGAAGGGCUUGAAGAUCACAAGAAGAAAAGGUGAUGCUAAGCCAAAGUUCAUCAAGGAGGCCACUCCUCAAGCUAAGGAGGCACCAAAGGUUGAAGAAGCUCCAAAGGAUGAGAAGAUCCUUAUGGGUGUCCUUGAUACCGCAACUGCCUCUCCGGAUGAAGUUGCCAAGGUCCUUGAAAGACCUGUCCAAUCAACAAGCGAUAUCAUGAAACUUGUUAACCCAAUUAUCGACGCUGUGCGUUCUAGAGGUGAUGCUGCACUUAUCGAGCUCACUGCUAAAUUUGACGGUGUCACUGUGGAAUCGCCGUUGCUCAAGGCACCAUUUGAUCCAAAGUUGUAUGCCAUUAGCGAUGAACUGAAAGACGCUAUCGAUUUAUCUAUUGAUAACGUUGAGAAGUUCCACGCUGCUCAGAUGGAUAAGGAAACCAUGAACGUGGAAACCAAGCCAGGUGUUGUUUGUUCUCGUUUUGCUAGACCAAUUGACUCUGUUGGUUUGUAUGUUCCAGGUGGUACAGCAGUGUUGCCAUCCACCGCCAUCAUGCUUGGUGUUCCAGCACAGGUUGCUGGUUGUAAGAACAUCAUUCUUGCUACACCACCAAGAAGAGAUGGCUCCUUAUCUCCUGAAGUUGUCUACGUUGCACACAAGAUUGGUGCCCAAGGUAUCGUCCUUGCUGGUGGUGCUCAAGCUGUCGCAGCUAUGGCAUAUGGUACUGAAUCCGUGCCAAAGGUUGAUAAGAUUCUUGGUCCAGGUAACCAAUUCGUUACUGCUGCUAAGAUGUACGUUCAGAACGAUACCAGUGCCCUCUGUUCUAUUGAUAUGCCAGCUGGUCCAUCUGAAGUGUUGGUUAUUGCGGAUAACGAUGCUGAUCCAGACUUUGUUGCUUCUGAUCUCCUCUCACAAGCCGAACAUGGUGUCGAUUCCCAAGUCAUUCUCAUUGGUGUUGACUUGACACCGGAAUCGCUCAAGGCCAUCGAAGACUCCUUGCACCGUCAAGCUUUGGAGCUCCCAAGGGUGGAGAUUGUUCGCAAGUGCAUCAAGCACUCCACCACUUUGCUCGUCAAGACCUAUGAAGAGGCACUCAGACUCUCCAACCAAUAUGCUCCAGAGCACUUGAUCCUUCAAAUCAAGGAUGCAGCCUCCUAUGUCCCACUCGUUGAUCACGCUGGUUCUGUAUUUGUUGGUGCUUACUCACCAGAGUCAUGUGGUGACUACUCAUCAGGUACCAACCACACGUUGCCAACCUACGGUUACGCUAGACAGUACUCUGGUGUGAACACCUCUACGUUCCAGAAGCACUUGACUGCUCAAUACGUCUCUGAAGAAGGUCUCAAGUAUAUUGGCCAUGCUGUUAUGAGCUUGGCCAAAUGUGAAGGCCUCGACGCUCACAGAAACGCUGUGAAGGUGAGAAUGUCCAAGCUAGGUCUCUUGUCCAAAGAUUUUGUUUAA